AUGUUGGGCGACGCCGCCCCUCAGGGAGCGCCAAAUCGCGACGAGGUAGCGGUUUCCGUCCGUCUCCUUGCUCCCUUGUCAAACCUAUUCCCGCCGCUGACCCAGCCCUGGCCCAGGAUCGACGCCCCCCUCCGGCUCCGUCGAGCCAUCCACGCCGGCGAUGCCCUCCUCGUGCAGCGAAUCCUCAAGUCCCACCCGCACCUACUGCACAACCCCGACCUGAUGCUGCCCAACUCGCCCGGCACCGCGACGGGCAACUCGAACCUGCACCUGGCCGCCCACCUAGGCCACGCCGACAUCGCCUCGCUCCUCCUCUCGCUCGGCCACGAGGACCCCGACCCCGCCGUCAACGAGUUGCACCAGACGGCGCUCAUGCUCGCCGCCGAGGCCGGCCACACCGAGGUGGUGCACCUGCUGUGCGAGGCAGACGCGGCCGUGAUCCUGCGCCGCGACAGCCGCGGCCGCGACGCCAUCAUGGAGGCCAGCCUGGGCGGUCACGACACGGCGCUGCAGAUACUGCUGACGUACGUCCCCGGCGGGGCCGCCGAGGCGGUGCAGAAGGUGGACAUGGACGGCAACACGGCGCUGCACCUGGCCAGCAGCGGUGGAAACCUCCUGGUCCUGCGCACCCUGCUGGCCGCCGGCGCCGACGCCGAGCGCCGCAACGCCUGGAACUGGACCGCCCUGUCGUACAGCGCCACGGUCCAGGCCGAGACGUACCUCAAGACGCUGGUGGCCGAGAUCGAGCGGCGCCGCGCCGCCAAGAGGGACGCCGAUGCUGCCUCCGAGUCGCGCGUCAGCAUGGAGAGCAGGAGCAGCGCGCUGCGGGCGCUGGGCGACGAUGAUGGGACCAACGACUGA
This is a messenger RNA of Gaeumannomyces tritici R3-111a-1, 861 nucleotides long. RefSeq lists its product as hypothetical. Gene Ontology annotation, molecular function: protein binding. The record is from RefSeq and is a predicted model, not a curated record. The transcript is spliced from 2 exons. Lineage: Eukaryota; Fungi; Ascomycota; Sordariomycetes; Magnaporthales; Magnaporthaceae. Bases 1 to 861 code for a protein of 286 amino acids.